GAGACGGAGCCUCUCAGAGCCGCUGCUAGCUGCGACUGGAGACGUAGAAGCAGUUACCUGUUGCGGGCCUUGACGGUCGUGCCCAACCCCUUGGAUUUCCCACGAUGUUCUUCUACCUGAGCAAGAAAAUUGCCAUUCCCAAUAAUGUGAAGCUGAAAUGUGUAUCCUGGAACAAGGACCAAGGGUUCAUAGCGUGUGGUGGUGAAGAUGGAUUACUGAAAGUUUUGAAAUUAGAGACACAGACAGAUGAUACAAAAUUGAGGGGACUUGCAGCCCCUAGUAACCUUUCUAUGAAUCAGACUCUUGAAGGUCAUAGUGGUUCUGUUCAAGUUGUAACAUGGAAUGAACAGUAUCAGAAGUUGACUUCAAGUGACCAAAAUGGGCUUAUCAUUGUAUGGAUGUUAUAUAAAGGCUCUUGGUAUGAGGAGAUGAUCAACAAUCGAAAUAAAUCAAUUCGAAGUAUGAGUUGGAAUUCUGACGGACAGAAGAUCUGCAUUGUAUACGAAGAUGGGGCUGUGAUAGUUGGUUCUGUGGAUGGGAAUCGUAUUUGGGGAAAAGACCUGAAGAGUGUACAGCUGUGCCAUGUAGCAUGGUCCGCAGAUAGUAAAAUCUUACUUUUUGGAAUGGCAAAUGGGGAAAUACACAUUUAUGAUAAUCAAGGGAAUUUUAUAAUGAAAAUGAAACUGAAUUGUUUGGUGAAUGUCACUGGAGCCAUAAGUAUUGCUGGAAUUCAUUGGUACCAUGGCACAGAAGGCUAUGUGGAGCCUGAUUGCCCUUGCCUUGCUAUUUGUUUUGAUAAUGGAAGAUGCCAAAUAAUGAGACAUGAGACUGACCAAAAUCCAGUUUUGAUUGAUACUGGCAUGUUUGUAGUAGGUAUACAGUGGAACCACAUUGGCAGCGUGUUAGCUGUGGCAGGUUCCCAGAAGGUGUUCAUGCAGGAUAAAGAUGUAAACACUGUGCAGUUUUACACUCCAUUUGGUGAGCACCUGGGUACUUUGAAAGUUCCUGGAAAGCAAAUGUCUGGACUGUCUUGGGAAGGAGGUGGACUGAAAAUUGCACUAGCUGUUGAUUCCUUUAUAUAUUUUGCAAAUAUUCGACCUAAUUAUAAGUGGGGUUAUUGCUCAAAUACUGUAGUUUAUGCAUAUACCAGACCUGAUCGUCCAGAGUACUGUGUUGUCUUUUGGGAUACAAAAAACAAUGAGAAAUACGUUAAAUAUGUGAAGAGUCUCAUUUCCAUUACUACCUGUGGUGAUUUCUGCAUUUUGGCUACAAAAGCUGAUGAGAAUCAUCCUCAGUUUGUGCUAGUUCUUUGUAAUUCUAUUGGCACACCUUUGGAUCCCAAAUACAUUGAUAUUGUACCGUUAUUUGUUGCAAUGACCAAAACCCACGUGAUAGCAGCUUCAAAAGAAGCAUUUUAUAUUUGGCAGUAUCGUGUGGCAAAGAAGCUCACAGCACUGGAAAUUAAUCAAAUCACACGGUCUCGAAAAGAAGGGAGAGAAAGAAUUUAUCAUGUUGAUGAUACUCCUUCUGGAGCAAUGGAUGGGAUGUUUGAUUAUAGUAGAGCUGUUCAAGGCACAAGGGAUCCAAUUUGUGCCAUAACUGCAUCUGAUAAGAUAUUGAUUGUGGGUCGUGAAUCAGGCACCAUUCAGAGAUACAGUCUUCCUAAUGUUGGUUUGAUUCAAAAAAUUUCCCUUGAUUGUCGAGCCUACCAGUUAUCCUUGAAUUGCAAUUCUAGUCGUCUUGCUAUCAUAGACAUCUCAGGAAUUCUAACUUUCUUUGACUUGGAUGCUCGAGUAACAGACAGUACAGGACAGCAAGUAAUUGGCGAGUUGUUAAAAUUGGAGCGAAAAGAUGUCUGGGAUAUGAAGUGGGCUAAGGAUAAUCCUGAUUUGUUUGCAAUGAUGGAGAAGACAAGAAUGUAUGUUUUCAGAAACUUGGAUCCUGAGGAACCCAUUCAGACUUCUGGAUAUAUUUGUAACUUUGAGGACUUAGAAAUUAAAUCUGUCCUUUUGGAUGAGAUAUUAAAGAAUCCAGAACAUCCAAACAAGGAUUAUCUGAUUAACUUUGAGAUUCGGUCCCUGAGAGAUAGUCGAGCCCUGAUUGAGAAGGUUGGAAUUGAAGAUGCGUCUCAAUUCAUAGAGGACAAUCCACACCCCCGCCUUUGGCGCCUAUUGGCUGAAGCAGCUCUUCAAAAACUGGACCUGUACACUGCAGAGCAAGCAUUUGUGCGCUGCAAAGAUUACCAAGGUAUUAAGUUUGUGAAGCGCCUGGGCAAUCUACAGAGUGAUUCAAUGAAGCAGGCUGAAGUUGUCACCUACUUUGGCAGGUUCGAAGAGGCUGAACGAAUGUAUCUUGAUAUGGACAGAAGAGAUCUUGCUAUUGGCCUCCGGAUGAAAUUGGGGGAUUGGUUUAGAGUACUUCAGCUCUUGAAAACUGGAUCUGGUGAUGCAGAUGACAGUCUCCUUGAACAGGCUCACAAUGCCAUUGGAGACUACUUUGCUGAUCGACAAAAGUGGUUGAAUGCUGUACAAUAUUAUGUGCAAGGUCGGAACCAGGAACACUUAGCUGAAUGUUAUUAUAUGCUAGAAGAUUAUGAAGGACUAGAAAAUCUUGCCAGCUCACUUCCAGAAAACCACAAGUUGCUUCCAGAAAUAGCACAAAUGUUUGUGAGAGUUGGAAUGUGCGAACAAGCAGUGACUGCAUUUUUGAAAUGUAAUCAACCAAAGGCAGCAGUAGAUACCUGUGUACAUCUCAACCAAUGGAACAAAGCUGUUGAAUUGGCUACAAAUCAUAGUAUGAAAGAAAUUGGAUCUCUGUUAGCUAGGUAUGCAUCUCACUUACUGGAAAAGAAUAAAAUUCUUGAUGCGAUAGAACUCUAUCGGAAAGCCAAUUACUUUUUUGAUGCUGCUAAACUCAUGUUUAAGAUUGCAGAUGAAGAGGCAAAGAAAAGAACUAAACCUUUACGUGUCAAGAAACUCUAUGUGCUGUCAGCUUUACUUAUAGAACAAUACCAUGAACAAAUGAAGAAUGCCCAACGAGGAAAAGUUAAAGGAAAGAGUUCAGAGGCUACUUCUGCUUUGGCUGGUUUGCUGGAAGAGGAAGUUCUGUCUACAACUAGUCGUUUCACAGAUAAUGCGUGGAGAGGGGCCGAGGCUUACCACUUCUUCAUACUUGCGCAGAGACAGCUGUAUGAGGGAUAUGUUGACACUGCAUUGAAGACAGCUCUUCACCUGAGGGACUAUGAAGACAUCAUCCCUGCCGUUGAGAUCUACUCUCUGUUAGCUCUCUGCGCAUGUGCCAGCAGAGCUUUUGGCACGUGUUCAAAAGCUUUUAUUAAGCUUGAAUCUUUAGACACCCUCAAUGCAGAGCAGAAACAGCAAUAUGAAGACCUUGCUCUAGAAAUCUUCACCAAACAUACUCCAAAAGAUAACAGAAAAUCUGAAUUGGAUAGCCUUUUGGAAGGUGGAGAAGGGAAACUGCCAACAUGCGUUGCCACAGGAAGCCCAAUUACUGAGUAUCAAUUCUGGAUGUGCAGUGUGUGCAAGCAUUGUGUUCUUGCUCAGGAAAUAAGUAACUACAACUUCUGUCCCUUAUGCCAUAGUUCAGUGGGAUGAAGGAAUGAUGAACUGUGUACAUGGUACAGUUGUAAAAUAAAGGUAGCAAAUAUACAUAACUGGAACUGUUUAUGUAAUAAGGUUGAGUUUUAUAAGCUUUAUAUGAAAAUCAAGUUCAUCAUCUUAUAGUUGUAUUUCUACACAAGUUAUAUGUUAAUAUAAUAAAGUUUUGUACAGAGAUUCAUCUGUGAAAUAAAGCUGUUUUCCAUAUAAAACUUAAUCAGAAUCAACCUAUUUUUUAUCUUUCUAUCUAUCUUUUAUCUAUCUUAUGGUUGGUUACAUGGUACCAUGGAAAUAUUCCAAAUAA
This is a messenger RNA of Nycticebus coucang (slow loris), 3921 nucleotides long. RefSeq names its product WD repeat domain 35 (gene WDR35). Gene Ontology annotation, cellular component: intraciliary transport particle A; non-motile cilium. The coding region runs from base 105 to 3614 and encodes 1169 amino acids. The record is from RefSeq and is a predicted model, not a curated record. Gene Ontology annotation, biological process: intraciliary retrograde transport; protein localization to cilium; non-motile cilium assembly. Lineage: Eukaryota; Metazoa; Chordata; Mammalia; Primates; Lorisidae. Gene Ontology annotation, molecular function: protein binding. The transcript has 27 exons.